AAUUCUCAUCCCAAUCCCCAACCUGACCCCCUUUCACUCCAUCUCCAUAAAAACGCACUCUUAUCUGCUUUAUUAUCCUCAACCACCACCACGCGAAAAGACAAUGUCGGUCUCAGCCAUUUUUGGUGCAAGACUCGUGCUCCCCCCUCCCUCCUCCGCCGCAACCAAGGCAGUUCCGCUGACGCUGGGCGGCGGCCAUGGUGGUUGUGGGCUCGUCAUAGAGUGCUCGUCCAGGCCACAGAAAAAGGCCACCAAACAUCACAUGAAGACGCGCCCUCGUAAGACUCGUCCUUCCGACAUACGACGUCGUCCCACCGUGUACCCUCCGCUUCCCCCUCUUCCCCCGGACUGGACGCUUGUGUCCGACGACACCUCCUCUGAAGCUCCCGCUCCCGCUCCCGCUCCCGCUCCCCCGGAGGCUGUCCAGUCUGAGUAAUUUUAGUUUCCUAUCCCUGAUUUUGUUAUAUAUCUUGCCAUGUUCGUUUACUUAUUUGAAUCGGGUCUGCCCUUUUUCCUUUUUGAUUUGGAAAUUUAAGUUUGUAUCUCGACUCAAUUGUUGUUUCUGUUAUGUUGAGAAUGCAGUAACAUUUUAGGAAAAUUAGUCCUUAAUUGUUAUAUGAAACUACUCAUUAUGAUAAGGAAUUAUCUACCAACUGAUUUACUGAAUC
Sesamum indicum (sesame) is the source of this 668-nucleotide messenger RNA. It is a transcript of the gene PSRP6, whose product is annotated as plastid-specific 50S ribosomal protein 6. Gene Ontology annotation, biological process: translation. Lineage: Eukaryota; Viridiplantae; Streptophyta; Magnoliopsida; Lamiales; Pedaliaceae. Gene Ontology annotation, molecular function: rRNA binding; structural constituent of ribosome. Gene Ontology annotation, cellular component: ribosome; chloroplast. The record is from RefSeq and is a predicted model, not a curated record.